CUUAACUACAGGUCCAGAAGAGUUCAGCGAGUUUAUAGCAUCGAAGUGUCAAGUCCAUUUUGAUUUUAUUCAGUGGGUUGGUGGGGACACCACAAGGGUCUAGGCAAUUUGGUCGACCCCGGACACCUUUUCCAAUGAGCAUAAAGCAUUUUUAUCUCCUCGUCCUCUUGUCCGGACUGGCAGCUUCAGGCUUGUUACCGGUCAGUGGGCUGAGGGUGGAAACGUCGGGGGAGGUGGAGGCAGUGAACGGUACAGAUGUGUGGCUGAAAUGUACCUUCCAGAGCAGCUCGCCCAUCACCCCAGCAACGCUCACGGUCUCAUGGAGCUUCCGACCCAUCGGACCUGGCCGUGAGGAGUCAGUGUUCUAUUACCAUGAGAGGCCUUACCCUCCCCCGGACGGGCGUUUCCAUAAGCGGGCGAUAUGGGCAGGUGACAUCAUGGGGCGGGACGCCUCCAUCGUGGUACGUAAGGUCAAGUUCACUUACAAUGGGACAUUCAGCUGUCAGGUGAAGAACCCUCCGGACGUCCAUGGCAACGCAGGGGAGGUGAAACUAACCGUGGUCACCACAGCCUCCUUCUCUGAGAUUAUCAUGCUGGCUGCAGCCAUCGGGGGCGCCAUCGUGCUGAUGGUCAUCUCCCUCGUCAUCAUCAUGUCAAUAAGACGAUGUCGCGAGAAGAGACAGGAGGAAGAGGGGGCGGAGGAACUACCUCGCAGACAGAGAAAGGACCCUACCGUGUGGUAAGACAGAGAGAGAGGAGCAAGAGAGAGUGGGAUCUCUCCACCCUGUCUUCCCUCUGGCUGGGCUGUGCGGUGCUCACCUCUGGGACUGUGCUCAGUCAAAUGCUCUGUCUGCGUGGACACUCUCCUCUGAACCUAGCUUUGGAACCGAAACCUGGACCUAUAAUUGGGCAGAUGCUUUUACAAAGAGCAGACUUAAAUGCUAAAAGUGCCUUAGAAUACUACUGUAGAUGAUCCAUCUGCUGGAUCCUGUAUCUUAUUGCCAUGCACCUUUCUGGAAAGACAGUAUGCCUGCAUUCAUAUUUUCCUAUAUUUCCUGUACAGUGUUUCUAUUGUGAUUUACUACUAACCAUUUUCAUACUCUAACAUCUACCCAAUCAAUUUCCAAUCGCGUAGCACUUAGUAAGCCAAUGCCCAUGGUUGUAUAGGUACCAGCAGUCUCUCUCUCAUCUGGUUCAAUUCCUUUCAACCUCAAGUCCACGACAAGCUGUCUUUACAUUUCCGUCUCAGUUUACUGCUGAUCAAUGAUAUUAUUUUGUUUUGUUCUGAAGUGAUUUUGUGUUUCUAAGCAGAUGUUUUUUUUUAUCAGUAAAAAUGUUCAACUACUGCAGAAAUACUCAAAAUAAUGUGAAUAUUCACUGCAAGACUCAAGACACUUGUUUAAAACAGACAUUUAUAAAAUAUUAGACUCAACAUGAAGUUGGUUAUACAAAAUCAUUAUGUUCAAAUGCUUAAAAAUGUCAAAGAAUUGACUAUUUCACUAUGACUGUCACUGUAUUGCAGUUGUUUUAAACCUUUAGAUGGUUGACACCCGAUGUCUAUGUUUUAGACAGUGCAUUUAUGGUCAGUUGAACACAUUCUAUUUGAUUUGGUGUCUAUGGCAUACACAAUAUAUCAGUAGGGUUCCAAAUCUAUGGUCUAUGGGUGAAGGGACUACUUUGCCUCUCAUUCUGUUGGGUUUUCUGAUCUCUGUGCAUUGGGUGCUUCUUUAGGUUUACAUUUAAACAAUGUCAUGUGUAACCACAUAUGCAAAAGAAAUUGCCCUUCGAAUCUCACCAACAAAAGCCAACUCUACAUGGAAGGAUUUUUUUUUUCAAACAACAAAAUCCAGACCAAUUGAUUAAUCCUGAGCAAACAUGGUGUUCCAAGAUGGCUUUGCUUGAAAAGUUGUUAUUUUCCCCUCAUCUAAAAGGCCAAUUCCUGCUCAACCUUUCCCGUCUUUGGCCUCUGACCUCUGCGGCUUUGUCUGCGUGUGUGUAUGUUUGUGUUUGUUUGUGUGUGUGUGUGUGUGUGUGUGUGUGUGUGUGUGUGUGUGUGUGUGUGUGUGUGUGUGUGUGUGUGUGUGUGUGUGUCUUAGCCACCCUGCAAGGGCCAUCCACCUGUAUAUGGACGAUGACGUGCUAGAGGUUGACAGCUCGGACGGUAUGAUCUCUGAGGCCAGCACCAAGGACCCCAGUUCCUCUGAGGAAGACGACAAGAGCUCUGACUACGGCGGAGGCGAUGACUCUGACUGAGAUGGGGACAGUGAAUGUUGGCUUUAUUUUAGGCGUUACCUCUAUGUGCUUGUGGUAAAACUUAAUCCAUAGUUAUUUUUUUUAAA
This is a messenger RNA of Salvelinus namaycush (lake trout), 2339 nucleotides long. RefSeq names its product myelin protein zero-like protein 2. Bases 135 to 743 code for a protein of 202 amino acids. The transcript is spliced from 4 exons. The record is from RefSeq and is a predicted model, not a curated record. Gene Ontology annotation, biological process: cell-cell adhesion. Gene Ontology annotation, cellular component: membrane. Lineage: Eukaryota; Metazoa; Chordata; Actinopteri; Salmoniformes; Salmonidae.